This is a messenger RNA of Vespula vulgaris, 1279 nucleotides long. RefSeq names its product pseudouridine-5'-phosphatase. Lineage: Eukaryota; Metazoa; Arthropoda; Insecta; Hymenoptera; Vespidae. Gene Ontology annotation, molecular function: phosphatase activity. The record is from RefSeq and is a predicted model, not a curated record. The coding region runs from base 171 to 857 and encodes 228 amino acids. The transcript has 5 exons.
ACAUCAUACUCGACUAGUUUUAAAACCUCAAGAAGACAUCUAGCGAAGGAUUUCAUCAUUCGAAUUGAUUGUCUCGAUAAAACUAGUUCGAAUCUUUAAACAUUGUUUCGUUAUCAACGGUCUUACAAAGUAGAGAUAAAAUCCUAACCUAUAAAAAUUACACUUUGAAAAUGGCUGCCGAUCUGAAAAAAGUAACGCACUGUAUUUUUGAUAUGGACGGAUUAUUAUUAGAUACAGAGAUUUUAUACUCCAAAGCUUUCAAUAUGAUUUCUCAAAAAUAUGGUAAAGAAUACACUUGGGAACACAAAAUAAAGAUUAUGGGAUUUAAGAGUAAUGAAUCUGCGAAAGCAAUUGUUGAAAUGUUGGAUUUACCAAUUAGUGGACCAGAAUUUGAAAAUCAGCUUGCAGCUAUAUAUAUGGACAUUUUUCCAAUGUGUAAUUUAAUGCCAGGUGCGGAACGUCUUUUAAAUCAUUUAAAAAACAAUAAUAUUCCAAUUGCACUUGCAACAAGUUCUAGUCAAUCAACUAGUGAUAUAAAAACACAGAGAUGGGAGCACAUUUUUGAUCUGUUUCAUCAUAAAGUUUAUGGUGGUACAGAUCCAGAGGUGCAAAAUGGAAAACCACAUCCUGAUAUAUUUUUUGUAGCUGCCCAACGAUUUCCUGACAAGCCUAAACCUUCAGAGUGCCUAGUAUUUGAAGAUUCUCCAAAUGGAGUAGAAGCUGCUGUUGCUGCAGGAAUGCAAGUUGUAAUGGUGCCGGAUCCUUUGUUGGAUAAAAAAUAUUAUCAAAAUGCAACAAUUGUAUUGAAAAGCCUUGAAGAUUUUCGUCCAGAACUAUUUGGUUUACCACCGUUCUAAUUAAAAAAAAAUUCAGUAGCCAUAACUUCUUCUGAACAUAAUUCUAAAUCGAUUUUUCUGAACAAGGAUUUAUUAGAAAAUUAAGAACUUAUUAGACGAAACUAUUUUCUUGGGAUUUCGAUAAAUAGUUAAGUUCUCAUUUAAAUGUACAAAUAAUUUUGUUUAACAAAUGUAAUACUUUUAUAAAAUUGGGAAAUCAUUUUUAUUUUGAAUGAAUUCUUGUUUAUAAAAGUCGAUCAAUAAUUAUCCUUAGGAGAAUUAGGUAAUUAUACAGUAAAUCACUGCAAUGUGCUGCAUAGAUUUAUCAUGUGGUUAUGCUUGUGUCAUUAUACUAUGCCACUUCAAGAAAUAAGCAUACCUGAUAUUCGGUAAACAAUUUAAUUAAUAUUUACUGUGUUAUUAAAAAAAAAAAAAAAAAUAAA